Mytilus californianus (California mussel) is the source of this 1895-nucleotide messenger RNA. RefSeq lists its product as uncharacterized. Bases 121 to 1842 code for a protein of 573 amino acids. NCBI's taxonomy places the organism in Eukaryota, Metazoa, Mollusca, Bivalvia, Mytilida, Mytilidae. Gene Ontology annotation, molecular function: zinc ion binding. The record is from RefSeq and is a predicted model, not a curated record. The transcript has 2 exons.
UUCAAUGAACUGGUUGACAUACUUCCUUUUAUAUCACUGAUUUGUAGAAACUUUUAGUAUUAUGAACAGUACAAUAUGGUAUGCAUUAUAUCAAAGACAUACAGAGGAUAAUAAGUUAAGAUGUCCUCGACAUCUGUGCUGCCUUGUGACACAUGCAAAUACAGGAAAAAUGAAAAUCCUGCCGUGCAUUGGUGUUCCGAAUGUGAAGAAGGGCUGUGUGCCGAUUGUUAUACUCAUCAUACACAUUCAAAAACGUCAAGAAAACAUGGCAUCAUAACUAUUAAUGACUAUGAAAAACUUCCGGCCUUCAUUCGCGAGAAAAAGCACUAUUGCAAUGAGCAUGAUGAAAAGUAUGAAUACUUUUGCUCUGUACAUGGCACCCCAUGCUGUAAAAUAUCCUCAGAUACCGAGCACAAAAACUGCAAAGGCUUAUCUUUAAUUUGUGACAUUGCUCAUGGAGUCAAACAGUCGGCCGCAUUUUUAGAAAUGCAUUCAAUGAUCGAAAAUAUCAAACAGAAUAUGGAAACAAUCUUAAAAGAUAAAGAAAUAAACUUGAAAACAAUUCAUGAGAGUAAAGUAAAAUUUCAAAGCGAGAUCAAAGAAAUUCGAAAAAAGUUGACAAAUCUCUUUGAUACACUUGAGAGAAAAUUAUUAGAAGAACUGGAGUCUGUCGAAAAGAAAAUCAUUCAACAAUCUGAAGAUUUUAUGAAUGAGGUCACAGACGGCAAGAAUAAAGUUAUGAAAAUUCAAGAGAACAUCGAUGCAAUCAAAAUACAUGCCACAGAUUUUCAGGCAUUUGUUGGAAUGAAUGAAUUGAAAGAUGAAGUGGAAAAAAGGAAACAAUAUCUACAGAUCGUGUAUGAGGAUAGCCGGUUAGAUAGAAUCAAUAUACGUUGCAAUAUAAAUGAAAAGAUAAAAUUAUUUUUAACUGACGUACAUACAUUUGGAGAGAUUGAAGGAGAAAAAAGCUCUGCGAAGGAUCUGUUCUCGGUAUAUACUCAUGAAAUUAAAGAAACGCAUGACAAGAGUAAAGCUUCCGAGUCAAAAACUUCAAAAACACGAUCUGACCCUGUUGCAAAGGCAAAAGUAAAACGUACUCUUAUUGUUCCAGCAGGCUCAAAUAAAAAUACAAUUACAAGUUGUGCCAUUUUGCCCAAUGGUAAAUUUGCUUUUGUAGAUGGCACAUACAACCAUCGAAUAGUAAUUAUGGAUAGCACUGGCACAUCCAGUGGGGAAAUUUCGCUGUCACCGUUGUUUGCAUUUGAUGUCACAUGUAUAGACAGUAAAACAAUCGCGAUAACAACCGGAAGUAGCGGACAAAUUGCUUUUGCAAAUAUCUUGUCAAAGAAAAUUAAAAAGUCUAUUGGCACAACCUGGCAAUGCGACGGAAUAACUCAUGUAGAUGGAAAACUGAUUUUUUCUGUUUAUUCAAAGGGGAUACAUGUGUUACACUUAGACAGUGGUCAUAUUUCCACAAUUCAUAAAGCAAAUAUAACUGUCGAUACGUAUGUUACGUCACUUGGUGACAAAAUAUAUCAUACAAACUGGAAGACCAAUAGUGUGACAUGUUUCAAUAUGGAUGGCAACACAUUGUGGACAUAUGAAGAUGAUAAAGUUCUGCAAAAACCGCGAGGUAUUGCCGUUGACAGUAAACAGAACGUUUACGUAGCGUCACUGGGAACUGAAAGUAUCGUGGUUAUUUCCUCUAAUGGAAAAGAAGGACGACAGCUUCUAACUAAAAAGGAUGGAAUUGAAAAUGUCCGUGCCAUAUAUUAUGAUAAUAAUAACAAUUGCUUACUCGUAUCUACAUUAUCAGGUUCGGCAUUCCUCUUCGAACUUUAAACUCAUAUAUAUAUAUACUACAAUCUUCAACAAAAUAAAAUAUUAGAAUUUGA